Siniperca chuatsi (mandarin fish) is the source of this 7001-nucleotide messenger RNA. It is a transcript of the gene fbxo41, whose product is annotated as F-box protein 41. Gene Ontology annotation, molecular function: protein binding. The coding region runs from base 399 to 2912 and encodes 837 amino acids. The transcript is spliced from 14 exons. NCBI's taxonomy places the organism in Eukaryota, Metazoa, Chordata, Actinopteri, Centrarchiformes, Sinipercidae. The record is from RefSeq and is a predicted model, not a curated record.
CUCCUCUCUUUGCCUCUCUCCUCCCUGGUCGUCCUCUGCAGGCCUGCUGCUCUCUGCUGCAGAGAGGGGCUGUGUGACGUCAGUGAAGGCUGAAGCGGUUCCUUGGUUGGAGCGGAAAAAAAAUGGGGAGAAGAUUGCGAGGACCUCAGGCAGUAGAACCAUGAAAGAUGAAGUGAAAAGAGCAGUUGAAUGUUGCCACUAUGUGUGGUCGUGUGACUGAGCUGGGCUCCUUCAAUGCACAUGGGAUCUCUUUUCCUCCUACUGACUUGCUGUAGUCGCCCUGUUGCCCUGUUUUCAUCAUGAGAGGAUCUGUCAGGUGCUUGACCUCUGUGCCCUCAUACUGGCGCUACCGUUGUGCUGCGUGAGCGCCCCCUCUCCUCCGGCAGUUACUGCACGGAAUGGCCUCUCUGGACCUGCCAUACCGCUGUCCUCGCUGCGGGGAGCACAAGCGCUUCCGAAGCCUGUCGUCCUUGCGUGCCCACCUGGAGUACAACCACACGUACGAGACCCUCUACGUCCUCUCCAAAUCCAACAGUGUAUGUGACGCCGCUGCUCUGCUGCCCCUAGUGGCUGAGGGAGCUCUCCUCACACCUGCCAACAACAACGACCUCUUUGAGCCGCUGCGGCCUUCAGCUUUAAAGGAGCGGCGCUUCCCUUGCCGUGAGCUUCCUUGUGCGGACGACCUGAGUUUGACCCCGGCUAACUCUAACACUGCCGCCAGGUAUAUUCCCAAUGUGGAGUUUCCCCUGGGGGAGAUUUUUAUGAAGAAAACCAUGACAUCCGCAGACCCGGGUCCCCAUGGAAACCCCAGCACAGCUGUAGCAGUGGCAGCUAAUGUAGCGGCCAGUGCAGUGGAGGCGGCCUAUGAGGAAGGCCUGGCCAGGCUGAAGGCGAGGGCGUUUGAACGGCUGGAGCUGGAUGAAAGGCUGGAAAAGCUGUCUGAAGAGGUGGAGCAGAAAAUAGCGGCCCGCGUAGGUCGUCUUCAGGCAGAGCUGGAGAGGAAGAGCUCUGAGCUGGACAGGGCCAAGCAGGAGAGCGAGCGGCUGAGCCAGGAGAAACAAAACCUGGAGGACAAGGCCUCCGAGCUCUCCCGGCAGGUGGACGUCUCUGUGGAAAUGCUAGCCAACCUAAAGCAGGACCUGGUGAACAAGGAGGAGGAGCUCAAUCACAAACAACAGGAAGUCGCCCAGAUUGACCAGUUCCUUCAAGAGACGGCGGCACGUGAAGCCAAUGCCAAGGUGCGGCUGCAGCAGUUCAUUGAGGAGCUGCUGGAUCGAGCAGACCGCGCUGAAAAACAGCUGCAGAUCAUCAGCAGCUGUGGCACCACCCCGAACGGCAGCCUGGGACGCUGCAGCCUCCAGGCCUCAAAGGGCAAUGGACGCCAGAGAAACUCCAGCCUCUCUGGGAGCACAAGAGGCAUGUACCAAGUGUCAGACCGACGUUCCUCCCCCAGCACAGGAGCAUCAGGUCGGGUCAAGUCUGUCUCACAGGGCUCUGGAGGUUAUGACAGUGACAGCGUGGAGAUGCAUCCCAUGGAGGAGUGUCCCGAGGCUCAGUACUAUCACAUGCAGUGCCGGCUGGGGGAGGGGGGUUACGAGCGCUCCCCUGGAUGUGGUGGUGGUGGUGGAUCAAGGAACUGGGGUCUUCGUAAACAGGCUAUCCAAAACUGGCAGCGGCGACCUUACAGGAACAGCACUGAGGGCGAGGAAGGAGACGUGUCAGACGUGGGCUCCCGGACCACCGAGUCUGAGGUGGAGAUGUGGGAACAAGAGAGGAGAGCUGUGGCUGAAGUCCAGCAGUCUGCUGCUCCCUAUCCUCACCACGGCAGGGCAGGAUAUCGCCCUAACACAGGUCGGUCUGAUGGGGUCAACAACAAGCCAUGUCGCCAUGAAAAGAGCCCGUCCAAAUCCAGCGAGGUGAUUAGUCCAGAGAUCCUGAAGAUGCGUGCAGCUCUCUUCUGUAUCUUCACCUACCUGGAUACUAAAACUCUGCUGAGAGCUGCUGAGGUCUGCCGUGACUGGAAGUUUGUGGCUCGUCACCCGGCUGUGUGGACCCGAGUGCUGCUAGAGAACGCUCGCAUUUCUUCCAAGUUCCUGAGCAUAUUGUCUCAGUGGUGCACUCAGACGCACUCCCUCAUCCUGCAAAACCUCAAACCAAGACAGCGGGGCAAGAAGGAAACUAAGGAGGACUACCUUAAAAGCACACGUGGUUGUCUGGAGGAAGGUCUGGAGGCAUUGUUAAAGGCCACAGGAAGUAACCUACUGAUACUGAAGAUUUCACACUGCCCCAACCUGCUGACUGAUCGCUCCCUCUGGCUGGCCAGCUGCUACUGCCGAGCUCUGCAAGCUGUAACCUACAGGAGUGCCACAGAUCCAGUUGGCCAGGAGGUGAUCUGGGCCCUUGGAGCAGGUUGUAGAGACAUCAUCUCCCUACAGGUGGCGCCACUACACCCAUGCCAACAACCUGCUCGAUUCAGUAACCGAUGCCUGCAGACGAUUGGAAGAUGUUGGCCACACCUCCGUGCUCUUGGUGUGGGUGGGGCUGGAUGUGGCAUUCAGGGGUUGGCCUCUCUGGCGAGGAACUGCAUGCGCCUGCAGGUGCUGGAGUUGGAUCAUGUGAGCGAGAUCAACCAGGAGGUGGCAGCAGAGGUUUGCAGAGAGGGCUUGAAAGGUCUGGAGAUGCUGGUGCUCAGCUCCACACCAGUCACCCCCAAAGCCCUGCUCCACUUCAACAGCGUUUGCCGCAACCUGAAGUCCAUCGUGGUUCAAAUUGGUAUAGAAGACUACUUUGAGGACCCCAACAGCCCUGAAGCUAGAAAAUUGUUUGAUGAGAUGGUUAACAAGCUGCAGGCUCUGAAGAAGAGACCUGGCUUCUCAAAAAUCCUCCAUGUGAAAGCAGACAGUCUCUGCUAACAUCUUUUGUGCAGAUUCUUCGAGUCUUGGAGAGGCGCCAUCUUGGCUCCAGUCAAUCAAAAAGACCCAGCUGUUUUGAGUCCACUCCAUGGGGUUGAAUAAGUCUGCAGCACCGACAGAAACAACAGAAGAACGCCAUGAUGAACCAGGGCCGAGGCUCAAUGUGCAUAUUCCACAAGUACAAACUUCAAACAGAAAAACUCAUUCACUAUUCCAGUAAGGGGAAAUCAACAUCUCCUUAAUGUCCUGACUGAAAACCAGUCAGGAGGCUUAUUUGGACUAUGAAGGGCACUAUAUAUCACACUAAGGGCCUGUCUCAAACUUUACAGACACAAAAAACCCAAAACUGUCAGAUUCCUCUUUCUCAGUUGUCUUUUGUUUUCACUAUAAAAAUGGAUCAUGUCGCCGCACAGAGCCAGAUCCCUUUCUUGAAACACCUGGAGCCAGGUGACAGCGCUGUAUUUAACUGUCUGCAUCCACAUAAUGCUUGACGUAUACUUGAGACUACCUUCAACACCAACAGCGUGGGCAGGAGCACAUUAUAAAUCAUACAUACUUUCCACAGAAGUACAAGGUCUUAAGACAGGAGCUUUUUAAAUGGUUUUCAUCCUGCCUGCCCUGCACUAUUGUGUGUUUAAACUGGACAACGGACAACCUUCAACACUUAUUGCUUCCACCCAGAACAGAAACAUGCUGCACCAGCUCCAGGCACAGUGGAGAGAGCAAGGACAGCACUCCCUGUAACACACAGACCUUGACAGUCUUCUGACUGCAUGGCAGCGAUGCAUUUAGCCUCCUCUACCAUCCUCUGCUUCCUCAUGUGAACAGCAUCAUGUCACAAACCCGGACUCAGUAUUUUUGAUGGUUGUAGUAUCUCUAGACCUGUUCGUCUGAGAGAACAAGAUGCAGUAUCUGAUGCUACUCAUUAACAAGGUUGGAAGAUGAUCCAUAAUGCAUUUCUAUCAAAAACUAGUGCCAUUUGUAACAGUGUCUGUCCUCAUUCCAGUGAGCGUUUUUCUCCAAUGUGCCAUUAAUGAGGGAAGAGGGACCAUGUAAGGCAGAUGUUUAAUCAAAAGUAACUUACAUUAUUUGGAAUUUGAUUUGAGUGUAAGCAGCUCUUACUGAACAUAAGGGUUUUGUGUUUCAUAUGGAACAUGGUCUCCAGGUGUUUACAGGUGUUACAGUGUUUAUAUAUCAUGAGAGUUUCAUAUUUUACCAUACUAACAGUGCCAUUCCUAUUAAUAGUGCUUGUCAUGGCUGAGGCCCUGAACAAGCCUUAUUUAUAUUUUUUAGCUGACAUCCUCUGACUCCCUCUGCUGGUUUUUCAAAGCACCUACACCGUCAACGGCCAGCUGGUGUGAUAGGACACUUCGUACUCUUUGCAGCGUGGAACAUGUGGGACCUUUUAAUGUUUUGCAGAACUCAAAACCAAGGGAUCAGGUCUUCAGUAUCACCUUCAAAUUAGGAAUUUAAUUUGGUGCAAUUCAUGGCUACAACUAAGUUUAGCAAGUAUGAGUCGCAAUACUUACUAUGGUGACACUUAGUGUACACUCCUCUGUGCUGCAGAUAAUUUAAAGGGCGGUUCCAAAAAUGAUACACAUUAAGUUUAUAAUUCAUAAGGAGUACUAUUUUGCCUGUGAAUACAGAAACCUGCGUUAGAAGCUGUAGGCAUGUAGCUAGAAAAGUGUGGAAAGAUGCAUUUACAAGGCAAAGAGGGUCUAUAGAAAAGACUAUUUAUGCGAAGGGUAGGAGUGUGACCCAUACUAGGGACCAAAAGUCAGGAUUUUUCUGCCUCUGCUGCAUCAGUCUCUUGCGAGUCCCCGAACAUUAUGAAAGUGCAAUACUAAAUCACUGCUGGAGUACCCCUUUAAACAGAGUUCCUAUUACACGCUUACAAUCACUUUGAUUUAAAAAAAUUGUGCACACCGUUUCGAAACGGGUUGAAAAAUGAUUCACACAUCAGGCAGAACAUCAUGUCCCUUCUCUUACUACACGUUUACCGUUUUGGUCAUUUUACCUGGCACACCUCAUUUGUCACAAGGCACUAGCCCUGUCUCUACAACACACAACAACAACACAACAUUCGUGGGCAGAGUGUGCAACAGAGUAAGGUGAGAGUUUCCGGGAAUGCAGAACAGGCGUUUGUCAUGUGGGAUCUUUAAAAUUCACAAACUCACUGACGAGGAGAGCUGCGAGCUGCUGUUUUUGGUCUCUGCUUCAUAGUCAAAAAUGUUUAUGAGGAGUUGUGUAGCUGCAUAUUGUAGUGAUGUUCCAGGUCAAUGUGUGAGAACAGUUGUGGAUGUCCAUUUCUUCAUGUUCUUCCAGUACUGCACAUUAUUAUUAUCCUACACUGGUACUGAUUGCCUGCUUGGUUUCAUUGAGGGAAAGAUGUUUGCGGGAAAGAUGUAAAACUUUGCUGACACAAUAGAGAAAACACAAAGCACUUGUUGAUUUUGAGUUUUAGACAAUCCUGCCUUCACUAUCAGCUUCUCUGUACAUAAUGUUUGUAAAAAAAAACAAAAAACAAAACAAGAAAAAAAGGACAAACAUUUGAUGUUAAAUAAUAUUAAGGUCAUACUUAUGAGUGGAAAAAGUUGAAGUUUACAGGUCUUCAUUCUGUAAGCAUUUUCUCUCCAAAGGUGAAUGAAAGAUAAACAUAGAGAAUUAUAUUAUGUAUAACAGUAGUGUUGAAAUUGCAGUUGUGUAUUAGAUACUUUAUAUUAAAUGUGCAUCAGAGUCAUAUAGAGAUGGAAAUUAUUUAAGAAGAGGAUAAAGAUGAUAAUUCAGCUAUUUAUUUCUAUAAAAAAAAGAGCAAUGUGUAUAAUGUUGGCAUGUUUGUGUUCAAGCAUCAAUCAUUAAGUUGCCUUCUUAACUGUUCUGCUACUGUGACAAAAAUUAUUAGAUGUUUAAAGAGCUUUGAUUGCCUGCAGGUUAAUAAUGUUUCUCUUUAUUUGAUCCAGUCUGUUGUUGCACUAGUGAGAAAAAAAUAUUUCAGAUGUUUAUUAUAAGAGUGUUGUUUUUAAUGUUCAGCUAUUUCUCAGUAUUUGACAAAAUAUGAUGCACUUUUUUUCCUGAACACUUUUACCGACCCGUCGGUCAUCAGUUUAGUCAGAAACGACACCGGUUUCUGUCAGCAGGAUGCCUGGUGGCGUUUUCUGCUUCUGUGGUAUGAAACCGACUGUUUACUUACAUGUUCGGUUUCAUGGAAAGAAGAUUUUGGAAACACAGCGAUUACAUAUGAACUUCUAUGACUGAACAGACGUACAGUUAGCCUCUUUUCUCUUACACCAUCUCUCAUAUCUCAUUGGUUGGAAAGUUAAAGAUUGAAACUGAUUCAACUACAUUCAAGUGCUUUUUAGGUUCAUUGCCAAUAUGACCUUAUGCUCACCUUUGCAUUUGUUACUGCAUUAUACUGUAUAUUUCACGCUCAUACCAAUAGUACAUUUGCUUUAUUGUGAAAAUGGACCUGCUGAAGAUGUUACAGAGCCUGUAUGCUCUGAAACUGCAGAUUAGAGGUGCCAAGUACGCCAGAAUCAUUUUUGGCUUACAUCUCCAUUCUCUGCCUCUCCAAAUAUAAAGCAGAACAAUUUCUAAUUUAUUUAUUUUGAUUCAGAAACUGAAGCAUCACUUAUAAACCAGGGUGCUUCCUCAUUCACAUGUUUAUUUAAUUAUUUAAUAUUUUAAAUCAAGUCUUAUUCCUCCUCUGUUGUAGUUACACCCAUGUAUCAUACUGUGCAAUUGAAAAACAGUGUCUGAGUGUUCAUGUACCUCUCUGUACAUAUUUUAUGUAUGAAUGAUUGUACUCUGCCCAUUCAUCUGAAUAGUAUUUUACACAUUACCUCAACACUUACCUGGGCAGUUAAGUGUGCAGUUUGUCUUUGUACUAUUUCGUUUUUGACUGCCAUCAACAGGUAUGCCGAUUUAUCCAUGAACUUCAUCCAUGUUGCUACAACGACAAAAAGUAUUCUGUUGCUGAAAAAAACUUUCCCAAAAGACGAUCAGCCUUCUUCGAUGACUGCAAUAGAUGGAAAUGAUUUACUACUCAUUUUCACUCAUUUGUUGUCAUCAAUAAAAUUGCUUUAAAUUGUA